Messenger RNA from Chlorella variabilis, 930 nucleotides. RefSeq lists its product as hypothetical. The transcript has 9 exons. NCBI's taxonomy places the organism in Eukaryota, Viridiplantae, Chlorophyta, Trebouxiophyceae, Chlorellales, Chlorellaceae. Gene Ontology annotation, molecular function: metalloendopeptidase activity. Bases 1 to 930 code for a protein of 309 amino acids. Gene Ontology annotation, cellular component: membrane. The record is from RefSeq and is a predicted model, not a curated record.
AUGCGGCGGCAGUGGACGGACGGUCGCGGGUACCAGCACUUCCGGGGCAGGGGCCGUCCCGCAUCCGCGGUACUGCACUCCCGAGAGGCGCGCAACCGGGCGGCCACCAUCCUCGCCGUCGUCGGCGCCGGCGGGACCGUGGUAUGGGUCAGCAGCCGGGAGGAGGUGCCCUACACGCGCCGCAUGCACGCCAUCCUGAUCAGCCCCCAGGCCGAGAUGGAGCUGGGGCGGCAGACCUUUGAGCAGGUGCUGGCCGAGGCGGCGGUGGCAGGCAGCCUGCUGCCCAAGAACCACCGCGCCACGCAGGCGGUGCAGCGGGUCGGCAUGCGGGUGGCAAAGGCCGCCACCGACGGCUACGGCGGCGGCUUCCAGGGACACCUGCAGGGCCUGCGGUGGGAGUUUGCGGUGGUGGACAGCCCCCAGGUCAACGCCUUUGUGGUGCCGGGGGGCAAGGUCGUGGUGUACACAGGCCUGCUGCGCAUGGUGGGCGGCGAGGACGAGCUGGCGGCGGUGCUGGCGCACGAGGGCGCGCACGUGCUGCCGCUGCACUACACGCAGCCCUUGGCAUGCAGCCUGCCCACCCAUCGCUGUCGCCGCAUCAAGGCGGAGACUGAGGCUGAUGCCAUUGGGCUGCAGAUCAUGUCGCGGGCGUGUUAUGACCCCUCGGCCAUGGUGACCAUGUUUGAGAAGAUGGGGCGCGCGGAGAAGGCGGAAGGCGGCGACCGCAUCCCCGGCUUCCUGCGCACCCACCCCCACUCCUCCGACAGGCGCGUCCCUGGCCCCCUGCCCGCUGCCUGGUGCCGGCCGGGCGGGGUCAAGGCCAUCCGCCAGAUGCUGCCCACCGCGCAGGGGCUGUACGAGAUGAGCGGCUGCGACGAGGCGCGCAGCCCGCUGGCGCAGUUCCGCCGCGUGGUGGCAGACUGGCCCUAG